Molecule: messenger RNA, 1225 nt
Organism: Exaiptasia diaphana
Lineage: Eukaryota; Metazoa; Cnidaria; Anthozoa; Actiniaria; Aiptasiidae
Exons: 1
Coding region: 95-637 (180 amino acids)
Source: RefSeq, a predicted model, not a curated record
UGGAGUGGACAGAAGACCAUGAUAUCUUAAUGCUAAGAGAAAUGCUUGCUUGCAAAAAGGUAGCRUUACUCGARGUGAAACCUGGGAAAAUAUCAUGGCCAAUCUUAACAGGAUAGAGUCGCCACAAUUCAGGAUCAAAGAUAAGAGAGCAAUCAGGGACAGAUGGCAAUUACUAAGCCGAAAGUACAAAGCUAAAACAAGAGAUGAAGAGGCCGCCAGUGGUAUCUUAGUCGACGAACCUUCAGAAAAAGAAGUUCUGAUAGAGGAACUACUGGAUAGGGAAAGCACCACAGUAAGCCAAGAGUCCGCCGCUUCAAAAGCGACGAAAGACAAAGACCAAGCCGAAGAAGCGAGGAAGUCGGCGAUGGAAAGAAUGCGGCAAAAUAAGUGUAAGCAGAAGUUAAGUGAUGAUGAAGAUGAAAAACCGAAAAACUCCAAAAAAAGAUGUGCACAGCCGCUUGUAGAGUUCCUUCAAGAGAAAGCGAGUGAAGAUCAUGAGUUGCACGAGGCGUUGAUGGAGCUGAAGAAAAAAGAACAAGAAAAUCAGAACAAUCUGAUGAAAAGUAUGCUAGAAAAUCAGCAUCAAUUGAAUAGCAGUUUUGUGGAUGUGCUUAAAAAAUUUCUGUCAAAAGAUUAGAAUAAGGUAAAAAUUAUUUUUGAUGAUCAAUUURUAUUGGAGUGCUUUUGACUUGUAAAAUGUGUUAAUUUAUUGAGACUAUUUUCAUGAUUGGAUAUUUUAUUACACAUGCAUGCAUCUUGUUUAAAUUUUAAAAAUAAAUAUAUUUUAAAUUGAAUGUUUUCGCCUUCAUUUAUUGGAAAUAAUCUUCUAGCACUGGGGGUUCCAGGUCAAAAAACUGUGAAGUCGAAUUAGGAUAAAGGCAGGUUAUAGCAUUACGAAUUAAUGCACUGACUAUGUACAUUUUCUCUACACUACUUAAUUGACGUUUUAGGUUCUUUUUGAAGAAAAGCCGAAAAGCCAUUCUACUGAAACACGGACGGAACUCAUUGAGGCAUUGUAGUCUUUCAUUUGUUGCGUGAUCUGGCCAUGGYGAAAUGGAGUUUGCAAAUGAUUCCUUAAGGGGUAUGCGGGAUCUCCAUAAACACACAUUUGGGCACCAGUGGUUGAAUAAGCAAGUUGACGUAGAUCAUUCAGUAGUCCUGAAUCUGCUAACAUCCCUGCAUCAUGUUUUCUUCCCUCUGAAAAAAAAAUACGGUUCUUGUUCAA